Molecule: messenger RNA, 2267 nt
Organism: Rhea pennata
Lineage: Eukaryota; Metazoa; Chordata; Aves; Rheiformes; Rheidae
Product: dimethylaniline monooxygenase [N-oxide-forming] 2-like
Exons: 9
Coding region: 138-1778 (546 amino acids)
Molecular function (GO): flavin adenine dinucleotide binding; N,N-dimethylaniline monooxygenase activity; NADP binding
Source: RefSeq, a predicted model, not a curated record
GCAGCAUCAGCUCUCCAAGGCUCGUCCUGCAAACAAACCACUCUAUAGGCAGCCCUAAAAGAAGAGGGGUGACACUUAUCACCCAAGGCACGUCGCUCCGCUUUCCCAAAGGAGUCGGCUGGGUGCGGGAGGACACCAUGGUGCAGCGAGUGGCCGUAAUCGGGGCUGGGGCCAGCGGGCUGGCCUCCAUCAAAUGCUGCCUGGACGAAGGGCUGAAGCCCACCUGCUUCGAGAGGAACAACGACAUCGGGGGGCUCUGGUGCUUUGCUGACACAGCAGACUGUGGGAGGACCAGUGUGUACCGGUCAGUCAUCUCCAACACCUCCAAGGAGAUGUCCUGCUUCAGCGACUUCCCCUGUCCAGAAGACUUUCCCAAUUUCUUACCCCACCACCAACUCCUGGAGUACUUCCGGAUGUACGCUCGGCACUUUGACCUCCUGCAGCACAUACACUUCAAGACAACAGUUCGCAGUGUGAGGAAGCGCCCUGAUUUCUCCACCUCGGGCCAGUGGGAUGUCAUCACUGAGACUGAAGCAGGGCAGGAGUCGCACAUCUUUGAUGCUGUUAUGGUUUGCACUGGCCAUUACCAGGAGCCCCUUUUGCCCUUGGCUUCUUUUCCAGGUAUCGAAACGCGCUUUAAAGGCCAGUACCUCCACAGCAGGGAGUACAGAGAUACGGAGGGUUUCCAGGGGAAGCGAGUCCUCGUGGUCGGCGUCGGGAACUCUGGUGGUGACAUCUCCGUGGAGCUGAGCCGCGUGGCUGCGAAGGUGUUUCUCAGUUCCAGGAGCAGCACGUGGGUGUUAAGUCGUAUUUCAGAUCAUGGUUUCCCUUUUGACGUGGUCAUCACCACACGCUUCACACAUUUUCUCGAUUGGCUUCUCCCAUCAGCCAUUAUGAAAAGGAUCAGGUUUUGGAAGUUCAAUUCAUGGUUUAACCAUACAAACUACGGCUUGGCUUCUGUUAAAAGUUCCAAGUUUAACAUAAUUAUAAAUGAAGAGCUGCCGUUUUGCAUCCUUUCUGGGACUGUUGUGUUGAAACCAAACGUGAAGGAGUUCACUGAAAGCUUGGCUGUUUUUGAAGACGGGACAACUGAAAACAUUGACGUGGUGGUCUUCGCCACGGGAUACGUGUUCUCAUUUCCCUUCCUGGAAGACUCAGUUCGCAGCCUCUUCAAACAUAGCUGUUCCCUCUAUAAAUACAUCUUCCCUCCACAACUGGAAAAGCCAACACUGGCCAUCAUCGGCUUAGUACAACUUACGGGCUCCAUGAUGGUGGCAGCAGAAAUGCAGGCUCGCUGGGUGACAGGAAUCUUCGCAGGCUGCAACAAGCUGCCUCCUGUCAGCAGGAUGAUGGCAGAUAUUUCAAAGAAGGAGAAGCAGCUGAUUAAAAGGAAUCCUCCCGAGAAGGUGAACAUGUGGAUGAGCUUUAUUAGCUACACUGAUGAAAUAGCCUCAUGUGCCGGCGUAAAGCCCAGCAUGCUGAGGCUGCUCCUGACGGACCCCCGGCUGGCCCUGGAGGUGUUUUUUGGCCCCUGCUCACCCUACCAGUACCGCCUGAUGGGACGGGGCCGCUGGAGCGGGGCCAGAAACGCCAUCCUGACUCAGUGGCAGCGGGUUUUGAGGCCCUUGCAAACCCGCGUCCUAGAUGACUCCUCCAACAGCUCCUGCAGCUUACGCUGGCUGUGUCUCCUUGCCCUGCCUGCGGUUCUUGUGGCAGGUUUCCUCCUUUCCAAACAUCCCCGACCGUGGUGGGUCCCCCAGGCAGGUUCCCAUCUGUAGAUGAAACCUGGCAAAACCUGAGCUGGGGACAACGCAGAGCUGUGCUGCUGCAAGGCGGCGUCAGCGGCAUCUAGGACUGUCACACACGCUGUCCCCAGGGGUGCUGGGAAGUGAUCUGGCUCCCAGGCACACCACCAAAAUAACGGCAGCCAUCUCCUGCUUCCAGAGGGAGCCGGGUGCAUUUGCUGUUUGCAUUUCGCUGCCUUUGGAGGUGAACAUUACCAAGGCUGCUUCCCGACAGAGAAAGCCAUCUGCAACUCCCCGGUCUGUUCUUGCCCCCAAAUCCGGCUGCUUUUUGCAAGCGUCAGGUUGGAUCUCUACAGGCUGGUGGGGGAGACCCUGAAGUGCUGGUCUGCACAGGUCUAAGCCCUAGCCAGUAUUUCUUGGCCCUCUGCUUGGCUCCAGCCACUUUCAUAAAUCUUCAGCAAGACCCACAAAAUAAUGAGAUUUUGGAAACACUCAAUGUUCUUUCUAUUUGCCUGGUGACUU